Messenger RNA from Sorex fumeus (smoky shrew), 2473 nucleotides. It is a transcript of the gene TLR2, whose product is annotated as toll like receptor 2. NCBI's taxonomy places the organism in Eukaryota, Metazoa, Chordata, Mammalia, Eulipotyphla, Soricidae. The coding region runs from base 106 to 2457 and encodes 783 amino acids. Gene Ontology annotation, cellular component: membrane. The record is from RefSeq and is a predicted model, not a curated record. Gene Ontology annotation, molecular function: transmembrane signaling receptor activity; protein binding; triacyl lipopeptide binding. The transcript has a single exon. Gene Ontology annotation, biological process: immune response; toll-like receptor signaling pathway; inflammatory response.
UGUUCUACCUCUGUGAAAUGUUUUCUUGGGAACUCAGUGACCAUAGGUGGUCAAACACAAUUACUCAUUUGAGCCUUUGCCCUCUGUAGGUUGAACUGCUGGACAAUGACACGUGCUUGGUGGACACUGUGGACAUUGGGGGCCAUCCUCAUCCUCUCCCAAGAAGGAGUCUCCACUCAGACCACCCUAUCUUGUGACCCCAGUGGCAUCUGUGAUGGCCGCUCUAGAGACUUCCACAGCAUUCCCUCUGGGCUCACAGCAGCAGUGAGAAGCCUUGAUCUGUCCAAUAAUAAGAUCUCCUUCAUGAGCAAGACUGACCUGCAGGGCUGUGUGAACCUCCAGACACUGAAGUUGAGGUUCAAUGAAAUAAACAGCAUAGAGGAAGAUUCCUUCCGUUCCCUGGGGCUUCUUGAAUAUUUAGAUUUAUCCUAUAACCAACUAUCAAAUUUAUCAUCCUCCUGGUUCUGGCCCUUGUCUUCCUUGAAAUACCUAGAUUUACGAGAAAAUCCUUAUCAGACACUUGGGGCAAGGCCUCUUUUUUCUCCUCUCACCCACUUGCGAAUUCUGAGGAUUGGGCAUAGGUCUACUUUCAUGAAGAUUCAGAAGACGGACUUGGCUGGGCUGAUGUUCCUUGAGCAACUGGAGAUCGAGGCUUCCAGUCUGCAGACGUAUGAGCCCACGAGCCUGGCAUCCGUGCAGCAUAUCCACUACCUGAUUCUGCAUUUGAAGCAGCACGUUUGGCUGCUGGAAAUAUUCAUGGAUGUUUUCCAUUCUGUGGAAUCCUUGGAACUGAGAGGGACUGACCUAAAAGACUUCCACUAUCCAGACCUCCCUGUCUACAAAGGCAGUUCCCUGAUGAGAAAGCUCACCUUCAGAGGCGUAGAGGCAACCGAUGAAAGUUUCAGUGGGCUGCUGAGUCUGUUGAAUCACGCCCCAGGUGUGCAGGAAGCAGAGUUCGAUGACUGCACCCUUUAUGGACAGGGAGCUUUUUACCCGUCUGAGAAACAGGUGAAAGCCGUCAGGAGCCUGGAGACGCUGACCAUUAGGACCCUACGGAUCCCCAAGUUCUUCUUAUUUUAUGACCUGCAGAGUAUCUAUUCCCUCCUGGGCAGCAUGAAAAGCAUCACGAUAGAAAACAGCAAGGUGUUCCUGGUCCCCUGCUCCCUUUCCCAGCACCUCAGAUCCUUGGAGUACUUGGAUCUCAGCGACAAUCUAAUGGUGGAAGAAUACUUGAGCAACUCCGCCUGUGAGGGUGCCUGGCCCUGCCUCCGAACCUUAAUUUUAAGGGCUAAUCAUUUGACGUCGUUGGAAAAGACUGCAACCAUCCUGCUGACGCUGAAAAAUCUGACCAAGCUCGAUAUCAGCAAGAAUAGUUUUCUUUCUAUGCCCGCAACGUGUCGCUGGCCUGAAAAGAUAAACCACCUGAAUUUAUCCAGCACCCGGAUGAACAGUCUGAGCUCCUGCCUCCCCGCCACCUUGGAAGUGUUGGAUGUUAGCAAUAACAACCUCCAUUCCUUUUCUUUGAUGCUGCCACAGCUCAGAGAACUCUAUCUCUCCAGAAACAAGUUGAAGACACUCCCCAGCGCCUCCUGCUUACCUGCCUUGCGAGUCCUGAGCAUCCGCAGGAAUAUGAUCAAUACUUUCUCCAAGGAGGAACUUGACCCUUUUCAAGAGCUGAAGGUGUUGGACGUGGGGAACAACAAUUUUAUUUGCUCCUGUGAGUUCCUUUCUUUCACGCGGGAGCAACCAGGGCUGGCCCAGCUCCUCAGAGACUGGCCAGAUCAUUACCUGUGCGACUCACCCACUUACGUGCGGGGCCAGCGGGUUCAGGAUACACAACUUCCAGUCACUGAGUGUCACCUGGCAGCUCUGGUAUCCGUCACAUGCUGCAUCCUUCUCCUCUUGAUCCUGCUCAUUGUGGUUCUGUGUUACCGUUUCCAUGGACUGUGGUAUCUGAAAAUGACCUGGGCCUGGCUGAAGGCCAAGAGGAAGCCCCGGAGGGCAGUUCCAAGGGACAUCUGCUAUGAUGCCUUUGUGUCCUAUAGCGAGCACGACUCCUACUGGGUGGAGACCCUCAUGGUCCAGGAGCUGGAGCACUUCGAGCCACCCUUGAAGCUGUGUCUGCACAAGCGGGACUUCAUCCCUGGCAAAUGGAUCAUCGACAACAUCAUUGACUGCAUCGAGAAGAGCCACAAAACCAUCUUUGUGCUCUCGGCAAGCUUUGUGAAGAGCGAAUGGUGCAAGUAUGAGCUGGACUUCUCCCAUUUCCGGCUCUUCGACGAGAACAACGACGCUGCUAUUCUCGUCCUCCUGGAGCCCAUAGAGAAGAGGGCCAUCCCCCAGCGUUUCUGUAAACUGCGCAAGGUCAUGAAUACCAAGACCUACCUGGAGUGGCCCCAUAAUGAAGAAGAGCAGCGGGGCUUCUGGUUAAGUCUGAGAGAGGCAAUCAAGUCCUAGCUUCCUCCAAAAUAGG